ACUUUUCCUUGAGAAGUAGAAAUGGUUUGGUUUUGCGUCUUAAGCUAAUUCCAGGCUCACGAGUGCCCCACACAUACAAAUUUUGAAUUGCAAUGUCAAUCCCCAAGUGCCUUUCCAGAAAUACACCACGUGGUCUCCCUUACAUGUCUGAGGUGGACCUCCACCCACUCUUUCGCUUCUCUCCCCAACUCUAUUUAUACCCUUUUCUUCUCUCUUUUCUCCCCAAACACUCCCCUCUCCACCCCCACCCUCUCUCUCACUCUCCUCUGCCAAACGCACCCUUCUUCCUCUUUCUUUCAACACUGACAAAAACCAAAAACCCCACAUAACUUAUCAUCUCGAUCUCCAUGACUUCUUCUACUACUACUACUGCUUCCGGUAAUUGGGCUAGAACCCAAUUCCCUCACCUUCUUUCUUCUUCUUCUCUGAUGGAUCUGGGCUCCAUCUCCUUUACCAAGAGCAAGCCCAAUAGUAAAAAAUCCAAAAUUCACUGCGCUCUACACUCUCCCUCUGUUCUUCAUUUCGCCGAACAGCCCUAUCAUGCACCCGUACUUCCCAAAGAUGACUCCUUUCUCACUGUAAAACAAAAAACUGCCCACCUUCUACCGCCUCAGUUGAACCUCUUUCAAAGAGCAGCAGCUGUGGCUUUAGACAUGGCAGAAGAUGCGUUGGUCGCUAACGAGCGCCAACACCAACUGCCCAAAACUGCUGAUCCAACUGUCCAAAUCUCCGGAAACUAUGCUCCCGUGCCUGAACAGCCUGUCCGGCAUGCGCUUCCAGUCACCGGAACUAUCCCCGAAUGCAUAAGCGGUGUGUAUGUGCGUAACGGUGCUAACCCACUUUUUGAGCCGAUUGCCGGUCACCACUUAUUUGACGGAGAUGGCAUGGUCCACGCUGUCAAAAUUGAUAGAGGCAAUGCGAGCUAUGCUUGUCGUUUCACUGAAACAGAAAGGCUGAAACAAGAGAGAGAAUUGGGCAGGCCAGUGUUUCCUAAAGCAAUUGGCGAGCUACAUGGCCACUUUGGUAUAGCAAGAUUACUUCUUUUCUAUGCCAGAGGAUUAUGUGGGCUAGUGGAUCACACCAAAGGCACUGGAGUAGCCAACGCCGGGCUUGUCUACUUUAAUGACAGGCUUCUUGCCAUGUCUGAGGACGAUGUUCCUUACCAAGUGCGCGUCACUGCCAGUGGCGACCUUGAAACAGUUGGCCGCUACAAUUUCGAUGGCCAACUUAACCACACAAUGAUUGCCCACCCAAAGAUUGAUCCAGUUUCCAAGGAGCUAUUUGCUCUGAGUUACGACGUCGUCCAAAAGCCGUACCUCAAGUACUUCCGAUUCUUCCCCGACGGGACAAAAUCACCGGACGUCGAUAUCCCUCUCACAGUGCCAACUAUGAUGCAUGAUUUCGCCAUCACUGAGAAUUUCGUGGUGAUACCUGACCAACAAGUCGUUUUCAAGCUUCAAGAAAUGAUAAGAGGUGGCUCUCCAGUUAUUUAUGACAAGGACAAGAAGUCUCGGUUUGGGAUUCUUGCAAAGAAUGCUCGUGAUGCUCAGGAUAUUAUCUGGGUGGAAUCGCCGGAUACUUUCUGCUUCCAUUUAUGGAAUGCAUGGGAGGAGCCGGAAUCCGAUGAAGUAGUGGUGAUCGGAUCUUGCAUGACUCCACCGGACUCCAUCUUCAACGAAACCGACGAGAGUUUAAAGAGUGUAUUAUCAGAAAUCAGACUAAAUUUAAAGACUGGCAAGUCCACGCGCCGCCCUAUAAUAAAAGAAUCAAACCAAGUGAAUUUAGAGGCCGGGAUGGUGAACAGGAACAGGUUAGGGAGAAAGACUCAGUACGCUUACCUAGCCAUUGUUGAGCCCUGGCCUAAGGUGUCCGGUUUCGCCAAGGUGGAUCUUUUUACAGGGGAGGUAAAGAAAUUUAUAUACGGCGAUAAAAAAUAUGGAGGGGAGCCAUUUUUCCUGCCAAGGGACCCUAAUAGCGAAGAAGAGGAUGAUGGCUACAUUCUUGCUUUUGUUCAUGACGAGAAGAAGUGGAAAUCAGAGCUUCAAAUUGUAAACGCCAGGAGUUUACAGUUGGAAGCUACAGUUAAGCUACCAUCCAGAGUUCCCUACGGAUUUCAUGGGACAUUCAUUGACUCGAACGACCUGUCGAAUCAAGCAUAGCCUUAUUUACCAUACAUGGUGAUAUUUGAAUUUUCCCCUUCCUUUCUUUUUCUCAAGUGUGUGAGAAUUACCCAAGAAGGAGAUUAUUACCUGAGGGAUGGUGGUUUUGUCCCCGGAAUCUCCUGACCAUUAAAAACCCUAACAACCCUUUUCUUUUUGUUAGGUACAUAGCCGUUUUUUUUUUAUCUUACUAUGAAGUUUUAAAGGAACCAGCUUGUAGCUUUGGACAGUAAUAUACUGUAGUAGAAUUGUAGCUCAGCUGGUUUCUGCUUCUCUUGUUUUGUCAGUCUUUAGGGUAUCUGGAGACAGCUAGCUAGGAUUACUACUGUUUGAUCUCCACCCAUUAUACUUGCUGCUUGUAGAUAAUAAAAUAUUUACAGUUUA
Molecule: messenger RNA, 2543 nt
Organism: Manihot esculenta (cassava)
Lineage: Eukaryota; Viridiplantae; Streptophyta; Magnoliopsida; Malpighiales; Euphorbiaceae
Product: 9-cis-epoxycarotenoid dioxygenase NCED2, chloroplastic
Exons: 1
Coding region: 348-2159 (603 amino acids)
Biological process (GO): carotene catabolic process
Cellular component (GO): chloroplast stroma
Molecular function (GO): carotenoid dioxygenase activity
Source: RefSeq, a predicted model, not a curated record